GAUGUAGUCGUAGAUAGAAACUUAAUCUGACUUGUACGGAGAGGUCGCACUUCUGUACUUGUAAUCGUCAUCUGGCAAGGAUGACCUGGGACUAGGGGUUGCAAAGAGGCACAAGAAGGGUAGGGAGGGAGCCAGACUGAGUUAACUUUAACCACCCGCACCUCAUACGUAACAGGGGUAGGCUACGACUACACUAGCACCGAUACUAUACUUGUAAGCCGCGGGACUGCGGCUUUGCGCUGCCACAGCUUGUGGCUUGUGAGACGGGUCACAUCACCAGUCCCAGCCCAGGGAACGCUCGUCUAGUUAACAGACUGCAACUCUUAACCUCCAACAGUUACGUUGUUAACUUUUUAAGCCAAAUGCACAUUUUGGAUAUAUGUGCAGCGUGUAAACCUUGUGAUAACGUCGGGUCCGCCUCGGAUAUAUUUUCCCUGUGGUGGGUGUUGUGCUAAACACGUGUGGCUGGUUAAAAGCUUGACCAGGAAACUGGUCCAUAAGUCUUUAUUCCCCCCCUACAUGAAGGUUUUGAACGUGUCCGUUGUUUACCAUCAGGCCGGCGAAUUGUGAUACCCUGUUACAGCUUUAUUCUUCAACUCAUAUCACCCAGUUUGCGUGAUCAUGCCUAGCAGAGCGGAAGAAGUUGGUUCGGGGGAAUGACUGGUAUCCUCAUCGCCAGAGGGCGUGUCGAUGAUGCCUGGGAGGGUUGUGACGUCACCACGAACUUGGUACAGAAACAUCGUCGUGUGUAGCCGGAGACAAACCUUCACGACGGUCACGUGUCUCCUGGUGCUGACCGUCUGUUUCACAUAUUUUAGUUUGAACAAAGGUUGGGGAGUUAAAUUAAUUCCCGGCAAACCAUUGCCUGGAAAGUCAGCGAACCUGCACGAAAGAUCUAGAGCCACGAUCCAUAAACUUGGUAGCAAAUCAAUCAGAAAUCCAACAGAAAGUAAGUCUUCGCGCGAGAGUGAGUCAGUGAUAAUACGCGAAAACGAGUCAGACAAGGACAAGUAUAUUGCGGCUAUUGCAGACGCACUGAAGCUGCCAAAUGGGAAUAAUAUGGGCAGGGAUUCUCAACCGACCACUGCUCUGACGGCAAGUGAAAUCUCAAAUCUGGGCAUUUUACCGGAUGACGAUAAAGGACAGAUUUCUGCUGUGAAUAACACAGACUCUAACAGUAUAGAAGGUAGUCUGAUACUAACGAGUCAAAAGGAUGGAGACGAUAUCAGGCGUUUGUCAAAGGACCAGUACCAAGGCAAUGGGGGCUAUUAUGAUGAAAAUGAUGGCCCUAGUUCUGUUUCCGAUGCUUCAUCAGAUUACCCAGUGACGACAGAAACUGUUUCACAGGAUAAAAAAGAUCCUGUAUCUGAGGUUCAAUCCGAUGAUAUCAAAUCGGUUUUAAGAGACCGAAUACCUCCCAUUCCCGCAGUAAACUCAAACAGUGGCAAAACAUUUCCAGAUAGACCUGUCCUUGUAAGGUCUGCGCAGCCUUUGACAAUAAGUGUACGUUCCAGCAACACGGUUAAAGCUACUCCGUCAGUCAGUCCUAAACCGUCUUCUCCCGCCAGCUACAAUUUAGAUGAGUACGACUAUGAUGAACAUGGGGUUAACUCCUCGUGGCCACCAGAGACAAUCAGGACUAGUGGUGCAAAACUCAUGACGAUGCAGGAGGAAAUAUUUUAUGACCCCCAUGAAGUGGAUCUCCUAUCAAUCGAGCCAUUUAAGUUUUUAAAAGACUACAAAAAUCCUUGUUGGAUUGAAAAUGUGACAACCUGGUAUAUAGACAAUUUGUAUUUAGAAGUUCCAAACGUCCGAGCCAUAUUGACACGUAUGAGCGCCACCUUGCGGUUGAGGCAAGAAACGGGAGACCACCAUCGCGUUCGCUGCUUACCUUACUUUCUUAUCAUUGGUCAACCAAAAUGUGGAAGUACGGAUUUGUAUGAGAAAUUAACAGCUCAUCCUGACUGCGUGCGACCGCCGACAAAAGAACCUCACUGGUGGACUAGAACUCGCUUAGGCAGACACAGGGCUUUUGGUAAUGUGUUAUCGCUUGCAGACUAUGUGGACCUGUUCGACUUCGCCGGAUAUAACAUUGAGCAGCAUCCGACCGUCUCACCCGACACCGGUACAGUCUACCACAAAAUGAUAACAGGCGAAGGAAGUAUGUCAACAUUUUGGGAUAAUGACCACUGGUGGGCGAUGGUGGGCAACGAAAACACAACUGAGCCACGCGUACUCAAUCCUGACUAUGUCCAUCAUGUUUUACCUAAUGCUAAGCUAAUUCUUAUCCUCAGGAACCCUACAACCAGGAUGUAUUCGGAUUAUCUGUAUUUCCGGAAGGAUGACAAGAUGCCGGUGGACUUCCACGGGGACGUUGUGAAAGCUAUCGGUGUGUAUGAGAACUGCUUUCGACAGGCUUCCAUACGCAGCUGUGCGUAUAAUGCUACCGUGAAGAGUAUAGCAAAGGUACGGCUGCGCGUGGGCAUGUACUCUGUCUUCAUGAAGGACUGGCUGCGUGUGUUCCCUCGAGAGCAGUUCUUCAUCAUACGGACAGAGGAGUACGCUGAUAACCCUAGAGACGUGCUCCAAGAGCUCUACAAGUUCCUAGGCCUGGGGAUGCUGUCUGAUUCCCAUAUCACAAAGAUACUGUCAAAGAAGAAGGCGAAUACACGGAGAGUGAAGGACAAACUUCUGGGGGACAUGCUUCCAGAAACCAGGGUUCUGUUGAAUAACUUCUACAGAUCAUUCAACGAAGAGCUGGUAACUCUUCUUAGAGAUGAUCAGUUCCUGUGGAGUGAACCCGGCAGUACGUGACUCGCCUGAAAAAACCUCAUGUUAUUUGACGAGAAUUAAAAUGUUGAAUUCUUCAGUAUCGUUGUAUAAUCAGGCCCAAGCAGAUAAAGAAACCCCACAAAGGAAUACCAAGAGUUCUAAAUGAAUGAAGGCGUUGAAAGACCUGGAUAUCACUGAAUCAUGACAGCGUGACUGUGAACCAUGAAUGGUGUUCACAGAGGAUGAUGUUCUUGUUCUGUACCAAGAAGUUCAUUAGGGAAUUGGAAAAUCUGUGAUUUCGUCUUCACGCAAAUGUGUGAUUCUUUGAGCUGACAACUCCAUGUAUUACAAAAAAAGUCAUUCAUUUUCAUUUAUACCUGAAUGGAUUACAAAGAGGAUAAGCUUUCCUCGUAACGUCAUCGACGCUAAACUGCAGGUCAAUAUCUAAACAGUUGGUUUGUCUUAACGCAUAAAUUUUAAAUAUUUGUAUAUACAUGUAGUAAAAAAAAGCUGUUUCGUUGAA
Molecule: messenger RNA, 3295 nt
Organism: Liolophura sinensis
Lineage: Eukaryota; Metazoa; Mollusca; Polyplacophora; Chitonida; Chitonidae
Product: carbohydrate sulfotransferase 15-like
Exons: 8
Coding region: 691-2814 (707 amino acids)
Biological process (GO): hexose biosynthetic process
Molecular function (GO): N-acetylgalactosamine 4-sulfate 6-O-sulfotransferase activity
Source: RefSeq, a predicted model, not a curated record